Octodon degus (degu) is the source of this 7361-nucleotide messenger RNA. It is a transcript of the gene Knl1, whose product is annotated as kinetochore scaffold 1. Gene Ontology annotation, biological process: protein localization to kinetochore; carbohydrate metabolic process; attachment of spindle microtubules to kinetochore. The record is from RefSeq and is a predicted model, not a curated record. Gene Ontology annotation, molecular function: glycosyltransferase activity. Lineage: Eukaryota; Metazoa; Chordata; Mammalia; Rodentia; Octodontidae. Gene Ontology annotation, cellular component: nucleus.
AUGUGCUCACCUCUCUCUCAAAAUGAUGGGAAGGUGAGGUCUUGGGAGCUGCUUCUGAGUGGCAAUGCCAUGUUGCCCUUUGCCUGCCUGCAACCUGCUUGUGCCACUUGCGCACUGGAUUUCCGUAUCACUCUUGUCUACUAUUUGGCUGGUCUCAACCUGAGCCACCUGCCCAGGCUGAUCAGAGUCCACAUGCCUGUGCUAGAUGUUGCCACCAAUGGGCAAGCCCCACUGGGGAGAUCCCCCGGGGAGUCCCAGACUGGAGUAGCCCAUGUACCACCUCCUUUGGAUGUCUCUGCCCAGCCUUUCCUAGAUCUUGACUCCAGUUCUGGUGUGGAUUUUAACCCCAGCCUCAUGAACAACUUGACUUCUGUCCCAGUGUCCCCCACCACAGCACUGUCACUGCUUGCUUUUCCCAAGAAGUCCCCAUUGCUUGUUGGGCCCAUGCUGAUCAAAUUUAACCUUCUUGUGGAUCUGGAGUUUUUGGCAAAGCAGAAUCCAGAGAUAAAGAUGGGUGAGUAUUAUACCCCCAGAUGCAUCUGUCUUCACAAGGUGGCCAUCAUUAUUCUAUUCUGUAACAGGCAGGAGCACCUCAAAUACUGGCUGUAUUAUUUGCACAUAAUUCUGCAGUGCCAGCAGGUGGACUAUGGUAUUGUUAUCAACCAGGCUGGAGUCAGUAUGUUUAAUCAUGUUAAGUUUCUCAAUUACAGGCCUGUGCCACCAUGCCUGCCCAGUAGCAUUGGCUUUCAAGAAAUCUUAAAGAACUCUGACUACAAGUGCUUUGUAUUCAUUAAUGUGGCCUUCAUCCCAAUCAUGAUCUACAAAUGUUUUUCACAGCCACAUAUUUCUGUCUGAAUGGACAAGUUUGUAUUUAGCCUACCUUAUGUUCAGUGUUUUGGAGGUGUGCUGAGUAAAUGAUAGUUUCUUAUUAUGAAUGGAUUUCCUAAUAAUUAUUGAGGCUGGGGAGGAGAAGAUGAUGACAUUUUUAACAGAUUAGCUUUUCAAAGCAUGUCUGCAUCUUGCACAAAUGGUGUGGGUGGGAGGCAUUGCAUGAUCUGCCAUUCGAGAGACAAGAAAAAUGAACCCAAUCCUCAUAGGUUUGACCAAAUUGUACAUAUAAAGGAGACAGUGAAUAAUUCAGAAGAUAGUUAUUGUGAGAUUACUGGGAUGAACACAUUACUUUGUGCUCCCAUUCAGACCCAGGUACAGCAAAGAGAGUUUUCAAGUAAAGAACACAACCAUGAAAGGAAACAUGCAAAUGAUCAGACAGUCAUCUUUUCAGAUGAAAAUCAGAUGGAUCUGACAGCAAGUCACACUGUAAUGAUUACCAAAGACCUUUUAGAUUGUUCCAAAAAUGAAAAGUCCACUAAGAUAGAUACCACAUCCUUUCUAGCUAACUUAAAACGUCACGCUGAGGAUUCAAGAACAAAAAAAGAAUUAAAAAUUUCCAUAGAUCAAAACACUUCUGGAAGAAAAAGUAAUUCUAGUGACUUCAUGAAAAGACUGAAAACAGGAAAGUACAAUGCUUCUUCUUUUUCAGAGCCUAAUAAAGAAAACUCUGAAAUUCCUAUUUACUCCAAAGAAUCAAAUAAUGCCCCUUCCUCCCAUCAAAUAUGUACAUCUCUUAAUGUGGGUGAGAGAAGUAGCAAUAUGACUAGAAUCUUUGGAGAACAAGAUGAUGGAAUGAAUUUAACCCAUUGUCAUACAGCCAAUAUUCAGACUUUCGUUCCCAUAACCUGUGAAGCCAAUUUAAGGAAAUUUAAAGGUGACAUUACAGUUUGUGACAAUGAUUGUAUGGAUUUGACAGUUAACCACACAUUACAGGUUUUAAAUUCAUCUGAAACAGAAAAUCAAACUCAGACUUUCAUGGAUAUUGCAACAGGUUGUGGAACUAAAGCUCUAGGAAAGAAAGCAAUCUUUAAGAAACCACAUGCUGCUUUUCCAGACCCUUCCUUAAACCCUCAAAAUAAACUUCCUGUAACGAGAAGUCAUAUCACAGAGUCAGAAACUUGCACAGUCACUCAACCUUCUGAUCAAGAUGCCAGAACAUUGGUAGUAACUCAAGAAUCUAUGUGUUCUAGUGGACCAACUAUUCCAGAUAAUAAGACAAUUUUUUAUUCUACUUGUAAUGAUGCCAUGGAAUUGACUGAGUGUUUCUCAAGUAUGAAAGAAGAGACAAAUUUGCUGAAAUAUGACAGUAAUUAUUUUAAAAUAUGUCCCAAUCCCAAUGCCAUACCUUGUCUCAUGGAGAAAACUAUUUACUCAGGAGAAGACAGCAUUGAGUUUACCAAGAGUCACACAGUUGUAAUAGAUAAUCAAAUUUUUAAACAAGAUCAGGCAGAUGUACAGAUAGCAGCCACAUCAAUAUCUGAAAGAGGAAAGAUGUUCCAAAAUUAUAUAACUGGGUUAGAAGAUAGAAAAAUGAAUGGAAAUUAUAGCUUAGGUCCCAGUGUACCUAAGGGAAGAUUACAGCAGAGCCUGCUCUAUCAUGGUAAAGAUUCUCCUUCAUCAGCUGAGUGUAAUGAGGAGACAGCAACAAACCAUAAUAUAGUCUAUUCAAGGGCAGUUCUUGAUAAAGAAGCACCACUAGGAAAUAAUAGAAAUACAAUGGCAAGCAAGAACUCUUCAUUUUCUGACUCAGAGCCAUUACUUUCAUCAGAAAGGCAGUCUGCCGUAAAGAAUCAUACUGCUCUGAAUAAUCAGAUAGUGAAAUCUGUACUAGGCCAGAAUUCUGUACUUCCUGAGCCACUGAGGAAAAAUUUAGAAAAUCCUACACCUAACUAUUCUCAGGAUAAAAUGACUUUUUGUCCAGAGGAGGAGCAAGCUAUGGAUCUAACCAAGAGUCACACUGUUGUCAUUGGAUUUGGUCCUGCUGAAGUACAAGAAAUUAAUAAUACUAAUGUUGAGCACAGAGCCAUCCAGCUCCUAAGAGAAAGCACUCAGACAGCCAUAAAAGUGGAACAAUGUGAUAAGAGUCCUAUAGAAAAAAAUGAAGAACAUAUAUGUAAUAGCAAAGACAUGUUACAAGACAAAAAUAUACAGAAACCUGGAUUUCUAAAAGAAAAACAAAAUGUCAAAAAUCAUGGAAGAAAAAGUGUUGGUGCACUAAAAAUUGAUAAAACUGUAGUAUUUUCAGAGGGUGAUGAGAAUGAUAUGGAUAUCACCAAGAGUUACACAGUGGACAUUAACCAUAAACCUUUAUUAGAUAAGCCUGACUCUCAUGUGAUACCUUUGGCAGGAACUUCUAAAACUGCUUUGUAUGCAUGUUGGCAGGAUGAUAUGGAGAUCACUAGAAGUCACACAGCUGUUUUAGAAUGUAAACCUGUCUCACCAGAUGGAAUAGGUUCUAGGCCUAUGGACAGAACUGUGAUGUUUGUAAAUAAUCAUGAUGAAUUAGAACUGACUAAGUCACACACUGUUUUCAUUGACUACCAAGCCGAAAAGCAAGCCAUACUUCCAGAUGGCUGUAACUUUAAACAGUCCAGAAGGAAAAGCCUGCAAAACCCAGAAGAGACAACUCCUGUUGAAGAUAAUGUUUUUUCUGAAAAUGACCACCUAGCAUCAAAAGACAGACAAGUAGCAGUACUAGAAGAAUGGUCUCAUAGAGGUCCUACAGAGAAAGCCAUCGCGUUAUCUGAUGCGAACAUGGUCAUGUCUAAAUUAACCACUUGCAAAAAUGUCAAAGAUAAACAAAAGCCUGGAUCUAUGAAUGAGUCCCUGUCAGUCAAAAGUCAGAUACUACAAAGACUUAGUCACAAAAAUGACAAGCCCAUUGCACAUUCAAAGAAUGAUAAAAAUGACAUGGCUGUUGCCCAGAGUUGUAUGGUGGGAAUAAAUAGCAAACGUGCUCUUGAAGAGAGGGAUGGCUUCAGUUUGGUACCUUCGACAGGAAUCUCUAGAAUUGUUUCAUAUGCUUGUGGGCAGGAUGACAUGGAGAUCACUAGAAGUCAUACAGUUGUAUCAGCAAGUAAAACUGUGUCAUCAAAUGAAGUAACUAUUAGGCCUAUGGACAAAACUGUAAUGUUUGUAGAUAAUAAUGAUUUGGAAGUCACCAAAUCUCAUACUGUUUUCAUUGAUUGUCAAGCUUCAGAGAAAAUACUUAAAGAGCAUCCUAAAUUUGGAACAACAAAUGAAAAUAUCAGUGCUUAUUUUCCUAAGAUUGAUAACUAUGUUGAAGGAAUCACUAAAAACCAAGUGCUGGCUGUGGACAACAAAAUUGUUGCUCACCCUGAGCAAAAGGAUCAUAUAAUACCUCUUAUUCCUAUGAAUAUAUUUUCUGGGCAUCAAAGUGAAAUGGGAGUCAGCGAAUUCCAUGAGGCUGCUACAGAUGAAAAAUGCAUGGAAAAAGUUGUAGACCAGGCCAAUACAUUGGAAAAAGCCAGAAUUGAAAGCUGUCACUUAAACAGUAUGGAUAAAAAAAUUGUGGAUUUUACAAGUAGUUGUGUAGAUGCUAUUCGUGGGUCCAAUGAUAAUUAUUCUUGUUCACCGGAUGUUAUUUCUCCUUUUAAUAAUUUGGAGAAUAAUACCAUGCCCUUAUGUGAUAAUGAUAAAGUCAGCAAGUGCCUAAUGCAAAAUGGUAUUGAUGUUACAGAUAAUUUAGCCAAUGAAUGUUGUUUAGAAUCUGAGGGACCACCUCUUUCUGCUCCUUGUCCUUUGUUAGAGGAGGAAGUUAUUCCAACUAAUUCCAAAGGGGAGAUAGACUAUGCUAUAACACCACUCAAAGAUCAAGAUCUGCAAAAAGAGCCUCAAAAUCUAUUACCUAGUCAAACUUCAGUACAUAAUCAAAACCAGGGGGAGAUGACUAAACUUAAUUCAAAGCAUGUUUCUUUUAAGCUUCCAAAGGAUCAAAUAGAGGCCUUUGUUGAUGAUACUUUCAUUACUUCUCAGCCUGUCUCAACCCAAGAACUUCCGUUAAUCCAAAAAGGACUGAAUGUUGUCAGUGAACAUGAGUCAGUAUUGUCUAAUACUGAAAAUAAGAGUUUAAAUACUGUUACAGAGAAUUGCUUUGCACCCACAUGUUCAAACACAUCCAAAAUGUUCAAUAAUGAGAAACAGUUUGUUGUGGUCUGUAACAAAGAACUGAAGGAAAAUACAGAUAUCCACAUUAACACAGAUUUAACUACCCAAGUCAUUGAAACCUAUGCCAGUGCUAAAGAAGCAAAUCCUAUACUUGCAUCUAAUGUUCCAUGUUUUAGUAGUGUCAAGCCAAGCCUGAAUAAUUUGAGUGGAAAACCUAGAGAGUGUUUAGAUCUUCAAACUGCUUAUGUACUACCUGCAGAUGCUUCACUCAAAUUAGAAAACAAGACGCUCAAUAAUGUGAUUAUAGCACAGUCUACAGAAGUAGAUGAUGUAGUCUCCAGUGAUGUUAAACAUAACAGAGUUGAAGAAAAUAAAAAUUCUCAUAAUGGAGAUGAAACUACCUCUUUACUAUUAAAGACUGUUGGUAAAGGUAAAACGAGAUAUUCUUUGGGAAUAUUUUUGCCCAAAUUGCCAAACAAGAGAAAUUGUAGUGUCACUGGUAUUGAUGACCUAGAGCAGAUGCCAGUAGAGGUAGCUGCUUUAAAUCGUUUAGAUACUCAGCCAGUCUCCACCAAAGAUUCAGAAAUUGGGUCUGUUGCCACUAAUCUGAAUUUAAGUCCAUCUCAAUAUAUAAAUGAAGAAAAUCUUCCUGUAUAUCCUGGUGAGAUUAAUUCCUCAGAUUCAAUUAAUAUAGAAAUUGAGGAGAAGGCUUUGAUUGAGACACAUCAGAAAGAAAUUUCACCAUCUGAAGACAAAAUGAAAGAAAUCAGCAACAACCAAAAAAGAGCCUGGGUACAAGAAGAAGAUGAUGUUGAAAAUAAGAAAAAAAUCAGAAAAUAUGAGAUUAAUUUUAGUGAUUCUACACAACAUCAGGAGAUUUUUGAUCAUCAGACUGAAGAGGACAUAGAUAAAAAUGCUAACAGUGUAUUGACAAAAAACCUGAGCAGGACCCCAUCUAGUUGCAGCAGCUCUCUGGAUUCAAUCAAGGCUGAUGGGACCUCUCUCGACUUCAGCAUAUAUCGAAAUAGUCAAAUGGAAUCCCAGUUUCUCGGACACACUAUUUGUGAAGAGACCUUUUUUCAGAAACUCAAGGAUGGGAGAAUAACAGUAAGAGAGUUCUUCAUACUUCUUCAGGUCCAUAUCUUGAUACAGAAACCUCGGCAGAGCAGCCUCCCAGCCAAAUUUGCUAUAAAUACAUCACCUACUCCAGAAGAUCUGAUGUUAAGACAGUAUAUUUAUGGACCCAAGAUACAGAUUUAUAGAGAAGAUUGUGAGGUUCUUCACCAAAGGAUUGAAGAAUUAAAAGUCUCUGCAUUGAACCAAGAUAAGCUGUUGACUGAUGUUAACAGGAACCUAUGGGAAAAAAUGAGAUGCUGCUCUGAUGAAGAGUUAAAGGCCUUUGGAAUUCACCUUAACAAAAUGAAGUCGCGUUUUACCAAAAUGACUAAAGUCUUCACUCACCAAGGAAAAGUGGCUCUGUAUAGCAAGCUGAUACAAUCAGCUCAGAAUGAGAGGGAAAAACUUCAGAUGUGGAUAGAUGAAAUGGACAAUAUACUUAAGAAGAUUGAUAACUGUCUCACUGAUGUGGACAUAGAAACUAAGAAUUUAGAGGAUGAAGAGAAAGACAAUCCUAUGGAAGAAUGGGGUUCUGAAAUGAGAGCUGCAGAGAGAGAUUUAGAACAGCUAAAAACUGACGAGGAGGAGCUUCAAAGAAAGCUCUUAGAACUGGAAGUACAGAAAGAGCAAAUCCUUGCUCAGAUAGAUUUUACAAAGAAACAAACAAAGAGAACUGAAGAGCUACUGGAUCAUUUGAGGGCAGAGGAUAAAGCUCCUUCUUCCUCCCUUUUGGUUCAUAAACUUAUUUUUCAAUACAUUGAGGAACAGGAAUCCUGGAAGAAGAGAUGUACAACACAGCAUCAGGUACCCAAGAUGCUUCAGGAACUUUCACUGGUAGUGAGCCAUUGCAGACUCCUUGGAGAAGAGAUUGAAUUUUUGAAGAGAUGGGGACCAAAUUAUAACCUUAUGAACAUAUAUGUGAAUAAUACUGAAUUGAGGCUUUUAUUCUCCAGCUCUGUAGCAUUUGCAAAGUUUGAGAUAAUUUUAUAUCUCUCUGCUCAUUAUCCAUUGGUCCAAUUACCUUUUACCAUUCGAAAUUACCUUGGGAACACUGGCCAAGAUGAAAUUGCUUCCAUUAUAUCUAAGGUGCCAUUAGAAGACAACUAUUUGAAGAAUGUAGUCAAGCACAUUUCCCAAGAUUUACUUCAGGACUGCCACUUCUACCACUAGACUCAUGAACCACAGCUGUGACCACCAAACAAGACUGUACAUACUUGUGAUGUUAU